AUGUCUGAAUCUGACUCGUCUACAGACUCGAGUUCUCCACUGCCUUAUCCUGGACACUGCCCUCGCAAGUUCUGCACACCCUCAAGUGCCUCUCCUCCAAACUCCCCCUCGAGUGAAGCCCUGGUUUUUUCAGCAGGUCGAAGUGUUGAAGGUGGUCAGACACUGGUUGGCCCAGGAGUCGCCGGGUCUGAGCCUCAUGUGCAUUGUGGUCUUGCGCUCUUUUUUGUGCAUGCUGCGCCCAUUGUACUUUUCCAUGACGUGCGCAAUGCACCAGUCACGCUUGGUAGCCCCGCGCUCUCUGCCCUGCACACUGCACCGGUUACACUAGGUCCAACACCCUCAUCGUCACCUAAUCCACCCCUCACAAGUCUUACUGGCGCACUGUUUCGGCUACCCGAAGCAUUGGCACUCACCCUCACACCGUACUUUGCUGGAGAGGUAGACGCCAAUGUCAAGUGGGUAGAUCGCGACGAAGCCUUAUAUAGAGAUAUUAUCGAUGCAAUGGCUGAUGAUUGCUUCGUCUACUUCUACUGCGGUAUCCUUUACAAUAUGCCUGCUGUGGCUGCAGCAUCCGGACCAUAUUAUUGUGUCACCCGUGGGCGAUAUAUUGGUGUUUUUAACUAUUGGGAUGAAGUCACAGAAAGCAUCACAGGCUUUACCGAUGUGGUAUAUGCUGUUACUUCACUUGCUGUUGGUGAAGUUCUUCUUCGUACUGCCAUUUACAAGGGCGAAGUACACAAAUGUCGAGUUCCCGUGAAUUUUUCAUACAACUAG
Messenger RNA from Suillus plorans, 774 nucleotides. RefSeq lists its product as uncharacterized. The coding region runs from base 1 to 774 and encodes 257 amino acids. NCBI's taxonomy places the organism in Eukaryota, Fungi, Basidiomycota, Agaricomycetes, Boletales, Suillaceae. The record is from RefSeq and is a predicted model, not a curated record. The transcript is spliced from 5 exons.